AUGUCUAACAGAGCUAUUAUUGGAACAGCAGUUGCCGUGGGUGCGGGAUAUUAUUUGUACCAGCGCCAGGUACAGUUGAAGCAACAACAGGCUGGUCAAAUUCCUGUCUCCCCUAUUGUCCACGACCAGGAUACGUUUGAGCUAAAGGGUGCCAAGGCUGGCGCCAAAAUAGACGACAUCUCCGAUGAUGUCAAGGAUAAGGUGUCGCAAUACAAAACAGACGCAGACUACAAGUUCCAGAACAUUGCCUCGCAGGUUGAGAGCAAGAAGGCCGGUGUGGCCGAUUGGGCCGUGGACAAGUUGGACAGGGCAAAGUCCAACUUGGAAGAGUCACGUGAUAAGUAUCAGGAGACAACCGAUAACUUGAAGGGCAACCUUGACGAGUACAAGAACAAGGACAAGCCCAACGCCGUUGUGCAGGCCAUUAACAACACAAAGGAGGCCAUUUCCACUGAUAUCGGUAAUAUCAAGGAGGGUUUCAUCGACGAUCUGAAAAGCGUCAAGUCCGCUAUUGUGGGGACGACUUCCGAAGUUCAUGACCAUGUCGUUGAGAACGUGAACGAGUUGUCCGACAAGAGUGCUCGCAAGGUUGACGAGGCCAAGGAGCAUUUCUCCCAGGCAGCUUCUAGUGGUAAGCGUGCCGUGAAUCAGGCUGCAGCCGAAGCCAAGGACACAUCCAAUAACAUUUUGAAUUGGGGAUUCAACAAGGCGGAGAAGGUGCGUGCCCAGGCCAUCAAUGAGUACGAUGAGGCCAAUAAGAAGUACCAAGGGUUGGAGAAGCAGUACAACGAGUCAAAGAAGGGUCUCUUUGGUAAAGGGGAUCCGGAAUUGAAGAAGCAAUUGGACGAAGCAAAGUCUUACGUGAGCGAUGCCAAGGCCAGAGUUGACCAGGCCACCAGGGAAUUCACUGAAAAGACCGCAAAGAACUUCAACGACAUGGCUGACCAGAUGCAUGCAAACGACGAGGAAUUGAAGCGCAAAGGGUUUCUUACUUGGUUGAGAGGGAAAACUGACUCCCAGGUCGAAGACCCAGAUGUUGUUGCAAAUGACAGCGUGAGGGGCUUCGGUGAGACUGCUGAGUGGUUGGGCAGAGAGGAGUUGGACGAGAAGAAGAGAAACCAGCAAGCAGGUCCCAGUGAAGCACAGCAAAGAUUGGAACGUUUGAGGAAGAUCAAGGAGGAGGGAUGGUUCAACCAGCAGGCAAAAGACGGUAAGGAGGCAGUCAAGGACGUGGGUAAAACUGUGGAAGGCUGGGGCGAGUCCGCGUCAAAUAAGGCCAAGGAAGACUACGACGACUUACUGAAGUGGAAAGAGUCCGCCAGACAAGGAUACCAGGAAUCCGCUGCUGCUGCACGUGACAGCGCCCAGCAGGCAGUGGACUCUGCUAAGAAACGAUUGGAAGAGACUCGCGCGGAAUUGAACAAGCAGACGAAGCAUUGGUGGCAGUUUGGAGCUGAAAAGAACGAAGAACUGCAAAAAGCUGCCAAGGCCAAGUACGAUGCUGCUGAGAAAGAGUACCAAUCGGCAGUUGGGACUCUAAAUGACUGGACUGAUAAGGCGUCCGGCAAGUUUUGGAGCAGUGCCGAUGAUGCCUUGCAUACCGCCAGAAAUGCCGCCGGUAGCGUGCACGAAACGACUAUUAAGGGAAUAGACAAGGCACAAGACUACGUCCAAGACAAGAAAUAA
Messenger RNA from Kluyveromyces marxianus DMKU3-1042, 1686 nucleotides. It is a transcript of the gene OM45, whose product is annotated as Om45p. The transcript has a single exon. Lineage: Eukaryota; Fungi; Ascomycota; Saccharomycetes; Saccharomycetales; Saccharomycetaceae. Bases 1 to 1686 code for a protein of 561 amino acids. The record is from RefSeq and is a predicted model, not a curated record.